This is a messenger RNA of Nematolebias whitei (Rio pearlfish), 5966 nucleotides long. RefSeq names its product laminin, gamma 1 (gene lamc1). NCBI's taxonomy places the organism in Eukaryota, Metazoa, Chordata, Actinopteri, Cyprinodontiformes, Rivulidae. The record is from RefSeq and is a predicted model, not a curated record. Gene Ontology annotation, molecular function: extracellular matrix structural constituent.
GAAAGGCCUUCGACAUCACCUACGUGCGCCUGAAGUUCCACACCAGCCGACCGGAGAGCUUCUCCAUCUACAGGCGCAGCAGCGAGGAUGGACCCUGGCUCCCGUACCAGUUCUACAGCGGCUCCUGUGAGAAGACCUACCAGAAGUUGAACCGCGGCUUCAUCCGGACCAGAGACGACGAGCAGCAGGCGCUCUGCACCGACGACUUCAGCGACAUCUCGCCGCUCACCGGAGGAAACGUGGCCUUCUCCACGCUGGAGGGGCGCCCGAGCGCCUAUAACUUUGACCACAGCCCGGUCCUCCAGGACUGGGUGACGGCCACAGACAUCAGAGUGACCCUGAACAGGCUCAACACGUUCGGAGACGAGGUGUUCAACGACCCCAAGGUCCUCAAGUCCUACUACUACGCCAUCUCUGACUUCGCUGUGGGAGGAAGGUGUAAGUGUAACGGCCACGCCAGCGAGUGUGUGAAGAGCAGCAGCGGACGGCUGGUGUGUAACUGUAAACACAACACGGAGGGCGUCGACUGUAACGUGUGCAAACCGUUCUACAACGACCGGCCCUGGAGGAGAGCUACGGCCGACAACGCCAACGAGUGUCUGCCCUGCGACUGUAACGGGAAGAGCUCCGAGUGUUACUUCGACGCCGAGCUGUACCGGGCCUCGGGUCACGGAGGUCACUGCAGGAACUGCGCCGACAACACGGACGGGCCCAACUGUGAGCGCUGCCUGGACUUCUACUACAGAGAGCAGAGCGGCAGCCGCUGCCUGCCCUGCAGCUGCAACUCCGUCGGUUCUGAUUCUCCACAGUGUGACAGCAGAGGAGUGUGUGCAUGUAAACCAGGAGUGACCGGAGAGAAGUGUGACCGCUGCCAGCCAGGAUACCACAGUCUGACUGAGGCCGGCUGCAGGCCGUGCGCCUGCUCGCCUUCAGGCAGCACUCAGGAGUGCGACGUCAACACGGGUCAGUGUCGCUGCAAAGACAACGUUGAGGGCUUCAGCUGCGACAGGUGUAAACUAGGCUUCUUCAACCUGGACCCCAACAACCCUCAGGGCUGCCUGCCCUGUUUCUGCUUCCAGCACUCGUCGGUGUGCGGCAGCGCCGAGGGUUACAGUGUCCACACCAUCAGCUCCUCCUUCCAGAGAGAUGACGAGCAGUGGCGCGGUCAGCGGAGAGACGGCUCCAGCGUCUCCGUCCGGUGGUCUCCCAGUGGACAGGAAGUGUCUCUCGUUUCUGAUGACUACUUUCCCAUUUACUUCAUCGCUCCAGGGAAGUUUUUGAGGAACCAGAUGUUGAGUUACGGACAGAACCUGAGCUUGAACUUCCGGGUGGAGCGGCGGGACAUCCGCCUGUCAGCCGAGGACCUGAUCCUGGAGGGGGCGGACCUGCGUGUGUCCGUCCCCCUCAUCGCCCAGGGCAACGGCUACCCCAACGACAACAUGCAGACCUACGUGUUCAGGCUGCAUGACACUCAGGACAACACCUGGAGGCCUCGGAUCGGACACUUUGACUUCCAGAAACUUCUCCACAAUCUGACGGCCAUCAAGAUCCGCGGCACCUACAGCGAGAGGAGUGCUGGUUACCUGGACGACGUCUCCUUGGUGACAGCGAGGCGGGGCCCAGGUGUUCCGGCCCAGUGGGUGGAGCAGUGCACGUGUCCUCAGGGUUACCAGGGUCAGCACUGUGAGCAGUGCACCAUGGGAUACCGCCGUGCUCGGCCUCAGCUUGGCGCCUUCAGCUCCUGUGAGCCGUGCAACUGCCAUGAACACAGCGAUGCCUGCCACCCCGAAACAGGAGCGUGUGACUGUCAGGACAACACCGGAGGUUUGAGCUGCGAGCGUUGUAAGGACGGUUUCUACGGCGACGCCACUCAGGGGACACCCAACGACUGUCAGCCGUGUCCCUGCCCGCCGGGGGCCACCUGUGCUGUCGUCCCCAAAACCAGAGAGGUGGUCUGCACCAACUGUCCCACUGGAACCACAGGUAAGCGCUGUGAGCUCUGCGACGACGGGUUCUUUGGGGAUCCUCUGGGUCAAAACGGGCCGGUCCGAGCCUGCCGGGCCUGCCAGUGCAGCAACAACAUCGACCCCAAUGCAGUCGGUAACUGCAACCGCGAGACCGGAGAGUGCCUGAAGUGCAUCUACAACACCGCCGGCUUCUUCUGUGACCACUGCAAGGAUGGUUUCUACGGCAACGCCCUGACCUCUGACCCAACCGACAAGUGCAAACCCUGCUCCUGCUCCCCGCUGGGCACCGUGAAUCAGCAGACCAGCUGCUCUCAGGUCACCGGUCAGUGUCAGUGUCUCUCCAAUGUGAUCGAGCGGGACUGCAGCGCCUGCCAGGCUGGAUUCUUCAACCUGCAGAGCGGCGACGGCUGCGAACGGUGUAACUGUAACUCCAUCGGCUCCACCAGCGGCCUGUGUGACAUCGUCUCGGGUCAGUGCGAGUGUCAGCCUGGCGUCACGGGCCAGCACUGCGAACGCUGUGAGGUCAACUUUUUCGGCUUCAGCCCGUCGGGAUGCAAACCCUGUGACUGUGACCCUGAAGGUUCCUUGUUGGGUCAGUGUAAGGAGGACGGUCGCUGCGAGUGCCGACCCGGAUUUGUGGGAGCUCGAUGCGACAUGUGUGAGGAGAACUACUUCUACAACCGUUCAGUGCCGGGCUGCCAGCAGUGUCCUUCCUGCUAUAGUCUGGUCCGAGACAAGGUGAACCAGCAGAGACAGAAGCUCCAAGAACUCCAGACUCUGAUCGAUAACCUCGGCUCGGGUCACGACAUGGUCAGCGAUAAGGCCUUCGAGGAUCGGCUGAAGGAGGCAGAGAAGGCCAUCAUGGAGCUGCUGGAGGAGGCUCAGACCAGCAAAGAUCUGGACCGAGGCCUGCUGAACCGUCUGAACGCCAUCAACAACACGCUGACCACCCAGUGGAACCGCCUGCAGAGCAUCCGCAGCACCGUGGACCACACCGGCACCCAGGCCGACCGGGCUCGAGACCGGGUCCGGGACGCCGAGAACCUGAUCGAUCGUGCACGGCAGGAGCUGGACAAGGCCAAGGAGGCCGUUGGCAAAGUGGACAUCAAACCACCCAGUGGCACCGGAGAGCCCAACAACAUGACUCUGCUGGCUCUGGAGGCACGCCAUCUCGCCGACAAACACAAGAUGGACGCCGACCAGAUUGAGAAGAUCGCCAAAGAUGCCAACGACACAUCGAGCAGAGCGUACGAGCUGCUGCUGAAGACCCUGGAGGGCGAGAGCCGGACUAGUGAACACAUCGACGAGCUCAACAGGAAGUACGAUGACACAAAGAACCUCGCCAAGCACUUGGAGAAGCAGGCCAACCUGAUCCAGGCCGAGGCGGAGGAGGCCGGAGACCAGGCUCUGAAGAUCUUCGCCAACCUGACCAGCCUCCCGCCGUUUGACGCUGCGCCGCUGGAGGAGGAAGCCAACAAGAUCAAGAAGGAGGCGUCGGACCUCGACAAGCUGAUUGACAAGACUGAGAAGGAGUACAACGAGUUGCGAGACGACCUGAGGCCCAAAGAGCUGGAGGUCCGAAAGCUGCUGGAGAAGGGGAAGAGCGAGCAGCAGACCGCCGACCAGCUGCUGGCCCGAGCCGACGCCGCCAAAGCUGUGGCUGAGGAGGCGGCCAAGAAAGGCCGGUCCACCUUCAGGGAGGCCGAAAACAUCCGGGACGACCUCCGAGACUUCGACCGGAGGGUCAACGACAACAAGACGGCUGCGGAGGACGCCAUGAAGAAGAUCCCCUCCAUCAACGCCACCAUCAUGGCCGCCAACGAGAAGACGCGGCAGGCCGAGGCGUCGCUCGGGAACGCAGCCGCCGACGCUCGAGAGGCCAAGACCAAGGCGGAGGAGGCCGAGAGGAUCGCCAGCAACGUGCAGAAGGGCUCGGCCAAGACCAAAGAGGAGGCGGAGACGGCGCUGCAGGACGCCAACAGGCUGGAUGGGGAGGUGGACGCCAUGAUGGAGCAGCUGAGCGCCGCCGAGCAGGAGCUGAGGAGGAAGAAGGAAGAGGCGGACAACGACAUGAUGAUGGCGGCCAUGGCGUCGGACAGCGCCAAGGAGGCGGAGGACAAUGCCCGUAAGGCCAAGAGCACGGUGAAGACGGUCCUGAAGCUCAUCUCCACCCUGAUGGAGCAGCUGGGAAACAUUGACAAGGUGGACCUGAGCAAGCUGAACCAGAUCGACGAGUCCCUGAAGAGGGCCAAGGACAAGAUGAACGACAGCGAGCUGGACAGGAAGCUGGUGGAGCUGAACGACGUGGCGCGCUCUCAGGAGGACAUGAUCAACGACUACGACCGGCAGAUCCGCGAGAUCCGAGCGGACAUCGCCAAUCUCAACGACAUCAAGAACACGUUACCCGAAGGCUGCUUCAACACGCCGUCGCUGGAGCAGCCUUAGCCCCGCCCGCCUUCCCCGCCCACUCAGCCACUCCCCCCUAACGCUCGGGCGGGCGAUUUUUACCAAAACACUUCCUUAUGUUCUCAGAUUCUUUGCCAACGUUUCCGCCUCAACAGGAAGCAGCUGCUCGUCUUCCUGGCGUGGUUCAGAAGAACAGACUCGGUGGGACGGCGCCGCGCACAGAGUUGGAAGAACCCGGGACAGAACCAGAACCAGAACCACAAACCCGACGUGACUGCAGCCACACAGGAAAUCAGCUUCAGUUCUUCUCCUCAGAUCUGGUGAAGGCACCUCGGCUCCUCCCCCAGCGGCGAUACGGCUCCUCCUCCUCUGCGUCUCGGUGACGGUCACAAAUGACACGCUCGUCCUCAGAACCCCACCUUCAGAUCGGGAUCGGGUUUUUCUUCUUCUCUGCUCCACAAACGUUCUGACUGAAGCUCCAACGUUCAUGGAGCAGAGAAGAAGAAUCUGGGCCUCCUUUGGGAACAGGAAGUGAUGUAACAGGAAGUAACAGCUUUCCACCACAGGCUGCAGCUCGACUUCACAGUCAAGAGUUUUUUCUAUAACUCUAGUUUUUAGUUUAACUCCUCGGCUGAGGAGAACCAGGAGUCCAGAACCCGGUUCAGAACCGCUCUGAGCUCAGACUUUCUGAAUAUGUCUAUAAAAUAAAGUUUUGCUAAUUCAGUUUCAAAAGUCUUGAUCCAGUUCCAGUUCCUCCGGUCUUCAUGUUCUCCAACAGAUCCAGACUUCCCUUUGAAAUGAUUCUGGUCCAACGUCCUCCGGACUUCCUAAGGGUCUUUAGGAGGUUUUCUCAGAAAAUCAGCUGCUCCGUUCUUUUAAAACCACUUUAACAGAUGACAGAGGAGUCUGCUGUUUCAACAGAACCAGGACUCCUGCACCAAGAGCUCUGGACCAGGAGUUCUGGACCAGUUCUGUGGGCCAUUCAGGGUCAAAGAUGAAGCAGACGAGUCGAGCUUCAGUCUGGUGGAAAACUAGUUUUAAGUUGGACCCUGGUCUGUGAGCAGGCCCAGGACCUGGUCUGUUAGCAGAGCCAGGACCUAGUCUCUUCGUGUUCCUAAAGGUCUAGAUCUGUCGUGUGGCUCCACAGGGACCUGGUGGAGGUCUGGACCCGUCCCGGCACUGAUCCCUCUGCGUUACUCGAUACACUGGUGCUAAGAGCCACGACUGAUGUCGUUUUCGUGUGAAAGUUUUUUUAUUCUCGACUCUUAGUGUAAAUAUUCAGGACCGGCUGCUGAUCCAACGAUGAGCCGAGAGCUCCGGGUCCAACAGAACCCUCCACGCUAACGUCUGCGCUAUCUUAUUGUUAUUAUAAUUAUUAUAAUUGUUGUUGUUGAUGUUGUUGUUGUUGUUGUUGUAAACACGGCUCACUUUGUGUUGUUUUGAUUCUGUGUGGGUUUCAAUGGUUUGUCCCUCCUCCGGGCCGUCGGGACUUACUGGACCGGGUCCAAACAGAACUCCUGCUGGAGCUGCUCGGCCCGCGGGCCUGGAAACCCAAAGCUAACAUUUCAAUAAUAAAAGAACAGUACUCCAGGA